GAGCAGCAAGCCUGGCUGGUGAGCAGGGCAUCGGGCCCCUGGUAAAGCUGUCUGCAAGGAGAGCAAGAGGAAUCAACAUCAUCGGCGCGGCGCGGCCAUUCCAGCAGCAGCAACAUGGCAUUCAUCUGCAGCAGCCUGCCUAGCUGCUGACCAACCAUUUUUGCUCCUUGUCCCGGCGAGAGAAGGUCGGUGUCAGCGGGGGCCGCCGCCGACGAGUCGCAGGGCAGCUCCAAAUGACGAGUUGAGAGGCUGCCAAGGCCCCGGGUGCAGCGCGAUCGGGUUGUUCCUUUCUCUUCUCCUUUGCUUCUCUUGAUCACCACUGCCUUGCAACGCACGCGACCACGGUGGCUGCUGUCGUCGUCGUCAUCGCCCAACAAUAAUGUCUCCACCUGGAAGACGGCGAUACUAUAUUUGGCCUGUCCGAAUCGCCUUACUCGUUGUCUGCCUCUCACUUCCACAUGAAUCUCACCAAGGGCCUCACGAAAAGAGACUGCUACACCAAUUGCUAGACCACUACAACGUGCUGGAAAGACCUGUGGCCAACGAGUCGGACCCGCUGCAACUAAGUUUUGGCCUCACGCUCAUGCAAAUCAUUGACGUGGACGAAAAAAACCAAAUGCUUACCUCGAACGCUUGGUUAAAUUUGGAGUGGAAUGAUGUCAACUUGAGGUGGAACUCGUCCGAGUAUGGCGGCGUCAAGGACCUUCGGAUCCCUCCUCACCGCAUCUGGAAACCUGACGUGCUCAUGUACAACAGUGCGGAUGAGGGUUUCGACGGGACCUAUCCCACUAAUGUGGUGGUCAGAAAUAACGGUAGCUGCUUGUACAUUCCGCCGGGCAUCUUCAAGAGCACAUGCAAGAUAGACAUUACUUGGUUCCCCUUUGACGACCAGCGGUGCGAUAUGAAGUUUGGCAGCUGGACUUACGAUGGAUUUCAGCUUGAUUUACAGCUACAAGAGGACACAGGCGGCGACAUUAGCAGUUUUAUCACCAACGGUGAAUGGGAUUUACUAGGUGUUCCCGGCCAAAGGAACGAAAUUUACUACAAUUGCUGUCCUGAGCCGUACAUUGAUAUUACAUUUACCAUUAUCAUUCGCCGGCGGACUCUGUACUACUUUUUCAACCUCAUAGUGCCGUGUGUGCUGAUCGCCUCGAUGGCAGUGCUUGGCUUUACGCUGCCACCAGACUCUGGCGAAAAACUCUCCUUAGGAGUAACCAUUCUUCUAAGCCUGACUGUGUUUCUAAACAUGGUUGCCGAGACAAUGCCUGCAACCUCCGAUGCAGUUCCUUUAUUAGGCGUUACAAUUCUACUCUCAUUGACGGUAUUCCAUAAUUUGGUUGCUGAAACCCUGCCACAAGUAUCCGACGCAAUGCCUGUGUUAGGUACAUAUUUUAACUGCAUCAUGUUCAUGGUGGCAUCAUCAGUGGUUUCUACUAUACUCAUCCUGAAUUAUCAUCACCGAAAUGCUGACACUCACGAAAUGUCAACUUGGGUGAGACUGAUAUUCCUGCACUGGAUGCCAUGUUUAUUAAGGAUGAGUAGACCUAGCGGCGAGCCCGAACCGCGUAAAACGCUACAACUGAGAGAGCUUGAACUGAAGGAGCGAUCCUCCAAGAGUCUUCUAGCCAAUGUGUUGGAUAUCGACGAUGAUUUUCGCCACACAGGAACAUUACAAUCUUCAAGCACCACGGGCUUCCUUAGGGUAUCGGGGGGUGGCGGGGGGCACGAUGAACCGCAAAUUGUGCACAACUGUAUUGGGUCCCACCGAGAACUUUCGCUCAUUCUCAAAGAGAUUCGCGUUAUCACAGAGAGAUACAGAAAGGAAGAGGAGGCGGCCGAAGUGACCAAUGAUUGGAAGUUCGCCGCUAUGGUUGUAGAUAGACUCUGCUUGAUAAUUUUUACCCUGUUCACCAUAAUUGCAACGAUAGCAGUGCUAUUCUCAGCGCCACAUAUUAUAGUUACAUAAGGAAGAGACUUACUAAUUUGUAGCAGCGAUUGCAAAACUAAAGCAGAAAAAAACAUACGAGAGAAUUGGAAAAUUGGACACCCGCGCGCAAGCAACCACACACAGUUGACACACACACAUACACACACACACUUGACACACAACAAAAAACGAACGCAAUUUUCGUAAAGUAAAGAUGCAAGAAGAGACAAGAGGAAUUGUAAUCAGAUAUCUUUCAAUUUAUAAAAUUAACGAUAAAAUUAACAUUUUAAAGUGAAACAGCAGCUUAGAAGACGAUGAAAAAGACGCUACACUCGAGAUAACACACGCGAUUACGAGAGACGAGUCUUUUUGUUUCGUUUGUAUCUAUCACUUGUAGAGAGUGUAUUUUUAUCGCUUGGAUGAUGAUUCAAAACCAACAUGAAUGCUCCAAAACACGGGUGUAAAUACGCAUACACACAAAAUGUGCGCUCGCGGCGCCGCAUUACAGUUCUCGCUCAGGCGCGCGUGCAUCAACAAUAAUUGAUGAUUUCCAAAGAUACAUGAUGAGUAAACUUGCUUUAAGAUGGACACAGCUAAAAAAAUGAAGUACUUUUCUAGCGGAAAAAAUAUAAAACAAACGGUUUGUUGAGAUGCUAACACAGUUUUAGAGCUGCGGAGAUUUUAAAACAAAAAGAAAGUAGCCACAAAGUGGCGCUGUCAGUUUUUCAUGAGGUGUUACUAGAGUUUUUAUAAUUGGUUUCACGCUGCCUUCUUCCUCAAUGAUUAUUUACAAAAGAAUAUUAAGAUGUUGAUAAAAGUAAGCAGGAAAAAAAGAUAAAAAAACUUUACACACACGUUUAAAGAGAAAAAAGCUCGUUGGCUCAAUGAAUGCGAUUUCCCGAAGAGGAACACUGCACCCGAAUGCAUUUAAACUGCUAAAUUGUGACUUGGUGUUAAACAAUCAAUCUAACAAAUCUAAACGAAAAUGCGGAAUCCAUCUUGCAGCCACCACUGCGAAGUUUAUCCCUGCCACGGAGUCGCAGACACGCACGCGCCUGGCAGCUUUUAAAAAAUAAAUCAUAAACACAUGUAAUUAAACUAAACGGAAAUUGAGUUUAGUCAGUUGAAUACACGCAACUUCAGAACAAUCUCCAUUUAUAUACUUAAAUAAAAAGAGCGAUAACUUAAACAGCAGGAGGUGCUAAGUAUGCGAGAUGCUUUUAGCAACUCCUGCUAACCUAAACUUGCCGAAUAGUGUUAAUGAUUAAAGUCAUCGUAAGAUGCUACUCUUAAACUUAAAAUGUGAACACCUAAACGAGAGUUUGUUACGUCAAAUUGAACACUUAAAUCAAGGGCCAGGACCCGUUUAAAAGAAUUAAAAAGUGCAUUGUGAUAGAAUAUUAUAUAAUACGGAUAAUGAAAAGUCAUUUAUUAACAUUUGUUGAGAACGCUGUACCAUAAACAACUAAUUUCUUGAUCACGCUUCGAUUGUUCCCCCUCGUAAAAAAUCCACAUUCACACACAAACACAUACACACACACCCGCUACGAUAGGAAAGUGAUGCCGAUUAUUUUUGUCGUUAACGCGGAAUUAAACAUGUUUUACUGAUAAAUCAAUAUCCGACGAUAGCUAUUGAAGAUUUGUACAUGGUGGUAAUAUUAAUUAUUCAUAGUGCAGAUUUUAUAAAAUUGUCACGCGUCAUGUAAUAGUUAUCGAUGUUUUUAAAUCACACGAACGCGGACAAGAAACGAAAACAAAAUGCUGAUUACACAAAAAACACACACUUAAACAAUCACAGAAACACACACACUUUUACGCAAACAAAGUUGAACACACAAGACACAAACACAGGACACAAGAGACACAAACACACACACACACACACUAAACACAGCAAGACGAAAACACGCUCGCACUAACGCAUUUGGCAAACCAAUUUUUGCUCAUUCAAUAUCUAUUAUGUACAUUUACAUUGUGUAAAUUAUAAAUUGUUGCAAGCCAGUGGAUGCUGAUGAUGAAUUUUCUGAGCGUGGCAGAGACGAAAGCAUAUUUUGAAAACUGAAAGUGCAAUUCAAAUGAAAAAUAUAACAUAAAUGCAUAAAAUACAGCAGUAGUGUUUAUUCAGUAUGUGGUGCUUUAAAUUUAAAAUCAACCGUACGCGGAGAAAAGAGACAUUCAAUUACUUAUAACCACGACACACAAACGCAGACACUCUCACUCCUGUUCUUAAACAAAAACCGAGGAAUGCAUAGAUCAAUUAUAGCUGGUAAUAUCGGAACCCGCCCCCUUUUGGCCCCUGAAAUGCAGAUCACUGACAAAUUACAAAUAAUUCUCUUCUCAUCGCAUUAUUGCUGGCUAAGUUUUUUGAUGGAUUUCUAAAAUUGAGCUGAUGCGCACAUAAUUUGAGGAAUAUACUUUGAUUACGUAACUUAAUUAAGACAGCAACGACGACAAUUGUUAAUGUAUAUAAGAUGAAAAAAACUAAUUCUCAGAGUUACAUGGUACCUUUACAGAAAUUUAAUCAGCCGGUCAAGAAAAAAUCUUUUCGAAACGGAGGAAUUAAAAAAAAAUGAGGAAGCGUGCAUGUGGAUCCGCGCCCCAAAUUUCCCUUCCCUGCUUUGACGUUUGAAAUUUGGAGGAAAAACUCGUUUACUCUCUCUGUGUGUGCAGACUCAUUCCUUUCUUGUAACCAGCCAUUUCUGUGAGCGAUUUAGGUUCAAAUUUAUGAGAACUGACAAACAUGUGAGCAAUACCGAAUCUGAUUGAGAACACGUGAGUACAGGGGCAGGUGCGAAACUAAACUCCUCUCGUAGAGCAGCUAACACGUAUCGGAGCUGGACUCUUUCACAAGUGCAUUUUCGUUGUUCUAAAAACAAAACCACGUGUGGCGCUCAAAUUCAACUUUUAUUACAUACGAGGUAACCAACCCCUUUUUGGAUAUUACACUGUUGUUGCAAAGUGCUAAUUUCAUAUGUAAAUAUUUACCUGUACAGAUAUACACACACUGACACAAACAAAAACUUCUCGAGACAUGCACUCGUGAAAAAGCGGCACAGUGCAAUCACAAUCAGAUACGGUAACAGUAGCGUGUAUGUACUGAACAUGUGCAAAAUUGUUGCAUUCUUUCACUCUGAUAUAUCGCAGAAAAAUGAUCACCUCUUGAUAUAUAAUAUAACUCCUCACUCUCCGUCAGCGAAAAAAGAACACACUGUAUUACCAUUGUUGAAAUUUGAUGAUCACUGUACAAAUAACACUUAUGUGACCGCGGCCCGGCAUUUUUUCGAGCAAAUCUGUGACUCGGCAUCCCCCCAACUCACUUACUCACUCCCCCCUUCAGUGCGUGUGCAAGAAUGCAAAAAAGUCUCGGUCUCCCUCGGAGCUCCCCCGAACCCCGAAAAACCGCCGCAAUCCACACGUAUACAUUUUAAGAUACGACAAAAGCAAAAGUUUGAUUCGCAUCGAGUGGACAAGAAGAAAGAAAGCAAGCAAGAUUGUGUGUUUAUAGUUUUUGCUGUGAAAAAGUGCGAGAGCGUUUGUUUGUUGAUGAUAGAGACACGAUGAGAUAAACUCUUGACGGUGAUGAUGAAUUUGCUCUUCAUCACUCACUACAAUUAUAGGACUACCCAGCAGCAAUCAUCAGCUCAAGGUAAAUGGGAAAAAGAUGAACUCGCAGCCGCUGCAGCGCGCGGUGGACGCAUAUUUUAGAUUUACCUGUCAUCUCAUUUACUAUAAAAAUAACGAUUGCAGUUGAAAUACAUAUAUACAAUUCCAUUGACACACGUAUAAGGAUUUGCGACGAUAAAAAGAAAACAAACGUACGAAGGAAAAUGGUUUCUUUUUUCGCUCUACAUCUUGCAGUAUUUUCCAUUCGUUUCCGGACAUCUCGUUUUUUAUAUUACAUCCAUGCGAUUGUACUAUAAUAUUAAUUGUUACUAAUAAUACUGUUAUUACAAGUACCUCAUUAAACAUGAGUGUUUUGGUUACUUGAAAACAGUCACUCUUUUUCUUAUUUACAUAUCCGCUUAGACGAAAGAAAAAUCAAACACGUAAUUGGCGCUGCAUCAAUUCCCAUCAUCGGACACUCCCCCAAAGAGCUUUGUCAUUUUUUAAAAAGUAUUUUACACGCCGUCAAAAGGGACAGCAUACUGCCAAAUCAGACGACAAUGCAUUUUAUAAAAAGUUAACAAUUAAAAGCAAAAAACUGUUUGUUGUGUAAGUCGAGACGAAAAGUCACACAUGAAGCACUGAUUCUCAACCCUUGAGUUGUUUUCUUUUCUCUUCAACUCUAAGAGCUUGGUGUUGCUGACACACAGACAGACACCAAGAGAAAAACUGAAUGAACACAAACAAACGAGAAACACGCAGCACUCUCUCUAUCUCUUCCUCUCCACUACAUGCAUAAAUACACACUUACACUCAAACACACACACUCUCUUAAACUUAAUUCAAGCUAAAUAAAUGUGUAGCUUUGACACUUUUGAAAGUUAUUUAUGUGUGUGAUCUAACUCUAUCGCUCGAUAUAAUAUAUUAUCUAGAUUUGCGACAAAAACUAAACAAUACUCGUGUAAAUAACUAAAGUUUGUAGUCUUCGUGUUUUUGAAUAUACAUUUGAAUACUACUAUAUAGUUGUAAUAAUAAAAAGUGGUGAUAUCCCGCGAAACUACGGCAUCUCAACAAAUGCGUGUUUUGUCAAAAGACGAGAGUAAAAUUUGAGGCACUCCGUGGAGCAAUGUGGUGGCGAAAUCAAUUCGUUUUAGCGUAGCUAACUUUUUAAGUCUGCUAGCUUUUGAACAAUUCAAUGUGUGAUUUUUACAUCAAAUUGUUAUACAUACGAUGACGAGAGAAAGGGGAAAAAGAAAAAAAAUACUUUUGCUUAAAUAACUUCCUUGGUGUCAAAGUCUUACAAAAGAGGAGACAAAAAUGUGGCGGCCGCGCACGUUGCUCGCGCGGCGUGCGCGUCGUUUUAAAUUCGCAACUUUGAACGAGAACACACAAACACGUACACACUUACACGCCUACACACUAGGAGAUGAUAUUCAUGAAAUUGCCUCAACACUCGAGUUAAUUAGUUUUAACGGCUAUGCUUAAUUACUCAUCGCCUCACUCGCCACUAAACCUCGCCCAUUAAACUCAUUAAACUUGCUUCAAGUGUUUCCUUCUGUAAAAGCAACUAAAUGACAUAAAAGUAAAUAUAUUUAAAAAAAAAAACGAAAUCCUUCCCAACAGUUUCUUUGUGACAAUGUGAAAUAUAAGCAACAGGGACUGCCCCAAAUUUCUUGACAAUCCAUGCUUAUAAGGAAAAAUGGCUUUACCUGUAAAGAGUUCUUGAUUUGUGGCUGGUUUCUUGUUGAAUUAUAAGUAGUAGUUCAGCGCGGAAUUAUACACUUUAAACGUAAAACACGCGAAAAGGAAAAACAAACAAUGUGAUCUGCAUUUUUGGAUUGUGUAACUUUUCUGGUUGGAUGUUUAAAAGAACGUAAUCUAGACUUUGUUUACAUUAAACCUAAUUAACAGAGUAUGUAUACAUUGUAACAUGUGAUUUAAAUAAAGUUUGUAAAAUUGACACGAUAAAAAAAACUAACGAACGAAUGAGAGAAAAACUGGAAACUAAAAAGCAGAAUAUAUCAAACGUUUGAGAAAUUAUUUAUAAGUAAAGCGAAACGAAACUGAGGAAAUAACCAACCAAUCACUGUGCAAAUCAAUUGCGCGAUCAUUAAUAAAUACGAAGCUCAAUUUUUAUCACCAUUUUGUUUACGCUUAAUUAAAUAAUUAAACCAUUUUUGACAACUAAUUAACCUGACACUGUAUCCCUCUGCUAAUUUCUUCGUCUGUUCUCUGUAUAAACGCCUAAAUAAUUGACUUGUGUGCCCUAAUUUCGAUUAAAUCCAUUCACGAUACUUAAUCAAUUAAAUCACUACUGCUACCUUCGAGAGUAACAAAUUAAUUAAACUAAAGUACACUCUAGUAGUGUCUCUUACGCAAUAAACUUUAACCACUCGCUCUUGUAGAAAAACUAAAAUUCUGAGGAAAGAAAGAACGUCUCGUAAAUACACACACGAUGAUAAUUUUCUAAUGCAUUAAAUAAUAAGAAAGAAUGUUUCAAACGACAAGACAUGACAAUUUUCUCGCCGAAUGAGAAUCAUGUAUGGUAAGAGUAUAGUACUUGCUACAAUAUAUUAUUACAUAUACACUUAAAAUAUAAGUUCUCCGAGUGUGUGUCUCUCUGACGGUGAUUGAAGAACACGCAGACACUCACUCGCACGGAUACACACGCGCGCGGACUUGGACGCCCACUUUGUAAUGAUGCUAAGAUAGGAAGACGAACCCGUUUCUGUUCAAAUCAAUCAAUCAAUCGAUCGAAUCGUUGCAACAGCAGCAGCAGCGCGCGUGACUUUAUUUUUUAUAGAAGAGGGAAUUGUACGGAAAAUGGAUUCGAGAAUCGAGAACCCAACUCAAGACUUGCUUUAUUUCCCUUUCAAAGUGCCAAAAAUGAGGUGUAUACCGUAUGAUUUUCCCCCCAAGAAGCUGCCAAUCUGCCUGGAUUCGGUUUGGAGGCGAGCAGACCCGCUAGUUCCAAGCCAACGCCGGCAAAAGAGUAGAGUUAAAAUUUGGUGCUGGAUGCUGGAUUGCGUAAUUUAAUUAAAAGACAAUUUUAAAUAUGUUAAUCUAGAGUUUCGUUUAAGCCGCAGCUAAAUAGAACUGCUAAUUUCCUCCAGAAAAGAAAACAACAACCCAAGAGACGACGUUUGAUUUUGUAAUCAUGCUCGAUUCGAUAGAAAUUCAGUCACUGUUUCGAACGCUCAUUGAGUUGGUCAUAAACUGAGCAGUUGCAUUUGGCAGGUGGUGAUGCUUGUUGCUCAAAUUUAGUCCAGAUAUAUUAGAAUAAACAAAGAUGAAACUAUGGAAUAUCUGUUAUACCUUAGCUUGUAAAAGAAAAACGCGUGUUCUCUGAUUGCUUUGCACAAAAGGAAGAAAAGCGAAGAACAAACAAAAAGCCGAACUCAAUCCCUCAGCACACACAAAGACACACACACACACUCACACCCUGGACUCACUCAGCCGCGGUGCAAGCUUCGUUGCACUGCCCUAUGACAAUUAUAAAUUCCAUCUAUCAUCAUUACAAAUUGUAAUAACCUUUCGCUCUUGUAAUGAUUUUUCUUUACUCCUUUGCUUGUGACCUCAUUUCUCACCGCAUUUAAAUAUUUUCCUGAACCCUACUGCAUAUCGUUAACAAAACCUGAUGAUGAAUUUUUUCCUUUUGUAAGACUAAAACGUAAAAGAGUAUUAUACAUGCAAUUAAAAUUUGAUAAGAAUAAAAAUCUUUUUUGCACAAAGUAAAUAACGACAGCUUUAUUUUAAAGAAGAUAAUAAAGAUAAAAUAAAACGAUGACAUUGUUAAAGAUUGUUUGUUGUGUUAAAAAAAUAAAAAUCGAUUGUUGAUUA
Messenger RNA from Cloeon dipterum, 9370 nucleotides. RefSeq names its product neuronal acetylcholine receptor subunit alpha-7-like. The record is from RefSeq and is a predicted model, not a curated record. NCBI's taxonomy places the organism in Eukaryota, Metazoa, Arthropoda, Insecta, Ephemeroptera, Baetidae. The coding region runs from base 380 to 1966 and encodes 528 amino acids. Gene Ontology annotation, cellular component: synapse; neuron projection; plasma membrane. The transcript has 11 exons. Gene Ontology annotation, biological process: nervous system process; monoatomic ion transmembrane transport; signal transduction. Gene Ontology annotation, molecular function: acetylcholine-gated monoatomic cation-selective channel activity; transmembrane signaling receptor activity.